Paramuricea clavata is the source of this 14547-nucleotide messenger RNA. NCBI's taxonomy places the organism in Eukaryota, Metazoa, Cnidaria, Anthozoa, Malacalcyonacea, Plexauridae. The record is from the annotation of a GenBank genome assembly.
CAUAUCAUUCUGAAACAUGCGGAUGAAGAUUACCCGAACUUUACAAAUGGUAAUUAGACGAUCAGCCAAUAACACUGAUAUAUGAAAUACAGCACUUGAGAGAAAUCCCAUCCAUCGAAAUGCGGUAGGAAAUAUCAAAACAACUCUUACCUUACAUUAUUCUUACCCGAUAAGCACUAUCCGAUUAUAUUUUGCGUAUAGUUUUAUGCUUGUGACAAAAAAAUGCCAUCGACACUGUUUUCUAGACACUUUUUCAACUUUGGCCGGUCGCCGAUCGCACAGUAGCCUACAAGCAUGCAUUGCAUGGGUUUUUGAGCCGACAAUAAAAACCCGUCAAGGAACAUUGAACAUUCUCCACCAGGAAAACCUAUAAAGUUGCAAGCAACUCUGCAUAUUGCACACUGCAACAGUUCUGAUCAUGCAACUGCAAUUCUAUAGAAAUGUAAGUGUAUUACAGAUUUACAUGUAUACAGCGCUUUUGCAGAUGCGUGUUUUGGAUUCGACAAUGAUUUACAGUCUCCUAUAGCAUCCUGAAAUUCAUGACAAUGUCGGUUUUCAAUUUUGAAUUUUAAAUUAUCAAAUAAAUCAGAAUAACAACUGCAUUCAGUGGACUUCAUCAUUCCAGGAAGAUCUGCAUGUUCAAAGCAUUUGAAAAUUGAAUGCAUUUGCUGAGAGCUGAAUAGACCGAUUGUCAAAAACCUGGCAAAACACUCGCAAUUUUUCAGUCAUCUCAUAUUUGCUGGUGUAUGUAUCACGCUAUAUUUUUGGCUGGAAAAUGGUGAAGCUUAUACACAUUCAAGUUUUAAAGCCGCGACGGCUUGGUCACACUACACAACGAUACGAUAACUUUUUUGCAUCCCUUGUCAAUGAUGCCGGUCAACAACUGAUGAUUCCCCUUAUUACGUUUUCGUAGCGCUUUGCAUUGUGGUUAUAGUGGUAUCACAGUAUCACUGAUAAAGAUAGCGGCCUCGAAUGAAAAUAUUGAAUGUUUUCGCGAAUAUUUUGCUAUUGGCUAUCGCGCACCUGACCCUAGCUUUUAUUAAAAGUUCUUGCACGGGUCAGGACAAAAAAUAAGCCAUCUUGAAUAUCAGUGAUACCACUAUAACCACAAUGCAAAGCCCUACGAAAAUGUAAUAAGGGGAAUCGUCAAUUGCUUGUCCUCGAAUUCCUUAAAAGUGCUUAUUGAUAAAUUAAAAAUCAAUUUCAAGGGCACUUGAACAGUCCUUGAAAAUACAAAACUUGUUAAAAGUGCUUGAAAAUUACCAGUUUAAAAUUUAUCCAAGCAUGAAAUUAUCAUAUUAAUUUUAUCAUGCAAAUUGCAUUUAUCAUUUGCUAUUGAGUUUUUUAAAAUAGUUUUUAAUACAUUGGUACAUCAGGAAGAGACGAUUAUAUUGACCUAUGCAUGCAUGGCUAUGCAUUUUUAUGUAGGAUCAAUAUGCUGUACAGCUGCAAGUGUUGAUGGACUUUUGUUUUGCUCCGUUGCAAGUGAUAAAUCCUUGAAGGUCUUUGAUGUUAUAAAUUUUGGUAAGCAUGCAGUAGUCUGGUACCUCAGGAAGUUCUAUAUGUGAUACACACACUCAUUUAUAUAACUUAUAUUUUAUAUAUUACAUUCAAAUGAUUCUGGAUACCUGCAUGCAUGGUAAACAAACUGCUCAGACUUGCAGAAGUUGCUUCAGGAAUAGAAUCAACAAAAAUAUGUACUUGAGUCACAAAUUUAUCAUAUUACGUUCACUGUCGUUGUUGCAUUAUUAUGACACCUUUGAAUAAUAUUCCCGUACCUAAAGCUCCAAAGAGGCAUCCUAAUUUCUUGUCGACAGUUUGUCGUCAGUGAUUUUUGACGCUCUACUUUAAUUCGCAAAAAUAAGAAUACUCAAACGGGGUAUUAGGUACAGUAUAUAUACAGUACAUUAUCCAGCUGCCUACAGUAUAUAUUACUAUAAAUUAUUUACUUUACUAUUGAUUGUGAUGACAAAAUUAACGUUAAGGUCUAGAUCUUCAUAAUUUGAUACAAUUUUGUGUAGAUAUGAUUAACAUGAUGAAAAUUGGAUACGAACCUGGACAAUGUGAGUGGAUAUACUCGCGUGGAGCUGUCAUUGCAGCGUUGGCUUGGUAAGAAUAAAGAGCGUAAGAUACGUUAUUUUUUUAUUUGUGUACGUUAUUUUAUGAAUUUCUGCAAUUUGAUUGCAUGGCUACGCAAGCGGGCAGCUUUUUCAGGAGAGUUGUUUUUAGCAACAAACCGAGGAGUGAAGACAAUUUUCAAACUCAAAACAUUACCCAAAAAGUUGAAAAACGCUCCUAUCGAUACUAAAGAUAGUAAAAUACAGUGAAUUGACUUUAAUCAUGGACUUAUUGCUAAGCCCAAAAUGUACUUUUUCCGACCGAAAUGCGAAACAACCCCAAAUAUAAACAUGGAAAAACACUGGCCAGUGCUUUAUUUGCCCCACAUAUAUUCAGCUAGUCUUCGCAAAAUAUACGUUUAAAUAUAAAUACUGCAACAUACAACUUGCCUUAAAUUAAACAAACAAUUAAAAAGAUGUCUUAAACGGCCAGCAUGAGCGCCUCCUUUGAAUUUCCUAUACGAGUAAAUUGUCAAACACGUCCGAAAUUAUCAAUAUAUGAUAAUGAAUACAUUCGCGACACAUGUUGAGCCCUAUAACCCUAACAUAAUCUCAAUCUAACCCUAAUCUAAUCUUUAUCUUCAUGACACUAAUCUAAUCUUGAUGACCUUUUUUUAAAUUUUUUUAAUAAUCUUUAAUGAGGCCUCGGGAAAAUAUUUUUCCAGUACGGCCGUCCUACCCGGUAUAUAACAUAUAUCUAUAUAUAUGAUCUAUUAGCUUAUCUCGCGAAGGCCAAAAUCCGCCAUUUUUGGGGUACCGUCUGUCCUCGUGAAAGAUUCUACGCAGUUCAAACAACGUGAGAAGCGACUUUUAAUAGUUGCAACUUAAAUUUACCAUUAUACGAACAGUUAUAAUACUAAACAGUUGUAUGUCGUGGUGUGGAGUCUGUCAAACGUGGGAGAGGCAGUACUCCCCAAAUGGCGGGAAAAUCGGCCGUGAUAAAGGCUAAUUACGCAGACGUGACGAAAACCACACGCUAAAUUGACAAAAAUAUGGAUUUUCUUCUUCUUAAUAAAGACGAACACAGAUAAGAGACGUAAGUAACUGUUUUUCCGUUACGUCCGCGUAGUAAAUUACUGACAUCUUAAGCUAUACUCGGUCUAUUAUUUAUAUAAACGUUGCGCAUCAAUAUAGUAAGUAAAGAUAUAGUAAAUGUUUAUUGGGAGUGAGGUUUUUCAAAUUUUUUGUAUUGUAUUUUCUCUUAGUUCUGAGAAAGAUUCGGGAAAGAUACACAUUUAUGAUGGACGUGGUAAUAAUGUUCCACUUCACACCAUUGCCAUUCAUACCAAACCUAUUACUUUUAUAAAGGUAUUAUUUGAUUCAGUUCAGUUGAAUGCAUGCAUGACAAAAUUCGAAUUGUGGUGUAUAUAGAAUAUAUAAAUGCAGGAGUAGUUGAAGUGGCUCAGAGAAGCUAUGCCCUCCUUGUUGGGGUCUUCAUGGCAUGGAAUUUUACCAAAUGCGUUCUCAGUACCGAUAUGGGGGUUGGGCCAAUAUUUUCGCAGAUUCCAUUAUAACCCGGAAAAUUAUAUUCUUAAUUAUUUUAGUAAUCUGUACUUGAUUAUUGUGAUCCUACAAUAUAUUAGAUAAUUUAUGAACAGUUACUAUAAUUAAUAUAAAAUAGCUUCCCUAUCAGUAUCUUUCAUUUCAAGUAAAAUCCUUUCUUCAAAAAACACUAUUAAAAGCGUGCAGUUGCUGGGACCAAAAAUUAAUACUGGAACUUUCUGUGUUUAUCAUGUUCUCACUCUCCACGCCUUGUCAUCUAUCCCACCCUUCGACAGUCCCCAAGUCCCAAUCCACCCCCUUGUUAGCGUUUCAGGAGCAAUUACACCACUGCAUGUAUAAAUGUACAGUAAUAGUUAAAAAUAUAAGUUAUUACAACGUACCUUAUGUAAUAUGCUGCACUAAAAUAGAUUUACAGUAAAAUUCCAGAUAGUUUGUACAUAUACACAGUAACAUACUGCGUAGCAGGUUUUGGGGGGAUUUUUUGCAGAUGGAAUUUUCGAACGCAAAUGUAUAUAGAUUUUUUUAGAGCUAACCAGGAGCAGUUGUGAAAAAUGCAACUAUAAGCCAUGCGGCAGAAAUCUAAUCUGUGGUGCCUGCGAUUCUAGCACGCCGCUCUAACCAACUCAACUACAGAGUUCAGUGGCUGAGCUUCUUAGUACCAAUGUUUAUAGAGUCAACGUGUCACUUUAACUACGUUAAUUAUUUUAUUUUCUUAUCUGUAAGUAUAAUUCCAAGUAUGAUGUGAUCGUGUCUGCGGACGAAGCUGGAAUGGUAGAGUAUUGGUCAGGAUUAAAGGGAGACUGCAAGUUUCCUCAAAAUAUCGACUUUCAAUACAAGACAGACACUGAUCUUUUUGAGUUCGUCAUGGUAAGUCGAAACGUUUUACAUUAUAUAGAUUCGCUUUUUAGCCAUGAAAAUAUACAAUUUUAUGAUGGAGAGAAUUGGCAAAGAAAGACAAUUAUUUUCGCAUUCAAAUAAUCUUUAACUAUUAAGUCUCCUGUCACUUCCAAUGCCAUGCACAAAGACAAUUUCUGAAAAAAUACAUUUAUUUAGCUUUAUUAUGGAAUGCAUACUGCCGGCUGAUGUUAGUCAAUAAGAUAUAUAUCCCCCCCCCCCCCCAUUGAAACUACAUUUGCUGAUGGGGCAUUGGAUUAAAAUUUUAGCGUCAUGAAUUAAAAUUUUAAGAUCUAAUGCUAAGCAUUUCUAUACCGCAAGUCGUGCCUAGCCUCCUUCGGUCAUAAAUAGUGGAAGCACUGCAUGGACGGUAGACAACCGUAGCUCAGUGACAUUCAGAAUCUAGUAUUCAUAUAGGUAAUCAUGCGAUGGCGAGUACAAUUAGGGAUUAAUAGUACGAGUGAUGUUUUGAAAUUUUGCCAAAAUUGGACGAGCCGCUUGUUUAUUAUUAGCAUGACAAAAUUGGAUAAUACUCAAUGUCCACAUCAUAUUCUGGCUUGCCAAAGUCCAGUCCUGACAGAAUUUCAACCUAAAUUUUGUGCUUUUGUUCGUAUUAUCAUUUAGUUGUUUUGCUUUAAAUUCCUCUAGGGCAAUUUCAUUUAUGUUUAAACUCGUGUUUAAAUGUGUUUAUGCAAUAAAAAUAAUUAACUUCAAGCACGAGUUGUGAUGUGGGUCGUUAAAAUAUGUAAAUUAUGCAUUUAUGCAGGGUUCAAUUUCAUUGACCAAUCAGAAGCAGUCUGUUGUCAUCGGGCGGGAGUUUGCCAUUUGCUGUGCUCACGGGCUGUGCUCACUUACAUACUGCUUCUCACACUGUGCACUUGAUUUCCCACCCACCCACCCGAUAGUGUUUCCCCCCUGCCCGCGGUGGCACCGGCUGCUUGCCUGGUUUUUGUUUUCAGGCUGCUUGCCUGUGGUCGCUGGCAGCUUGCGCCGGCCUACCUCCGGCUGCUUGCCUGCCCCUUGGGCUGCCUGCCUCCCCCCCCUCUGGCUGUUUGCUCGGGCUAUUGACCCCUCCCCGUCCGGCUGUUUGCCGGGUGUUCGGCUGCUUGCCGAUGUGUGUAUCUGUGCAUCAGCAUAUUUAAUUUCGUGAUUUGUUCGUCUGCUUGUACGUUCGUUUGUCGCCUCUCCAUUAGUCCUUAUGUCUGUCCGUGAAGCGCUUAUUGUCUGUUGUGUGUGUCCUUGGCACAGCGUAAAUGGUGGGGGUAGUCGUUUUUUGUCAACCUUGCUAGCAAUGUCCAGUGUUGUGUUCGUUAUUUGCAUUAUGCCGCAUUCGCUCGUCGGGCUUGCUCCCCGGCUAGUCCGGGUGAUUUCUUUUAGAUUGGUAUCCUGCGUUAUCCAGCGUUCUUUGGUUCCCCUUUGGUCGGUAGGUGCAUAUAGUUAGUUGUGCUUGGCUUAGUAUGCUUACCAGGUAAGAUAUCUCGUACGUUCAUGUUACUAUUCGUUCGGUGUUUUUUAUUAAUUCCGUCUCCACCCGUGGUGUGACGUUAGCUCUGUCCUUGGAGAGGCUAAUUCUUGGCAUCAUUGAUAUUAGUCAAGUCGGGAUGGCUGAAAGUCUCUUCUACCGAGAAGACAGCUGCGCAGAAUGGAGUUCAUCGUAAACCUCUCCAACAGACUUACACCCUCCAGAGAAUUACUUGCUUAAGCUCGAGUGCGUUAGAUGUUAAAUACCUUUCCGCCAUUUUGUUUGUUUUGGGAAAAUCAUUAAUUUUGUACUCCUCUAAACCAAUCAGCAUCCAGUAAUUUUGUCAUGCUAAUAAUAAACAGUGUAAUUGGCUCUCCUAUAACCAGAUGUGCCAACCUGAGGACAAGACAUGAAAGAAUUAUUUUUUCUAGUCCUAUAUGAUACUUCGAUUAAAAUAAGGUUAUUUUGUCAGAUUAUGCGCCAGCGAGAUAUGAUUGUUGUGAUUAUUGCUUUUGCAGUGGGUUCAUAUAUUUCUUGGGUUUCUUGCUCACUUUUUCACAGAGCAUUCAAAGGGUUGCUACUUAAUAUGGCUCCACAACUAUUUCGUCAAAUUAUCAUAUUGUAUUUUGUUUAGUGUAAAACAAUUCCAACAUCCCUGGCGUUCUCUCCUGACGGCAAGCUUUUCGCAACGAUGGCCACGGACCGCAAAGUUCGCAUCUUCCGAUUUUUGUCUGGUAAAAAAAAUCGUGUAUUUGACGAAAACCUGCAGGUGUAUACAGAUAUGCAGCAAUCCGGUCGACAUUUACCUGACAUGGAAUUUGGAAGGCGUAUGGCGGGAGAAAAAGAUCUUGAAAAGACUAAGAACUUGCGAUAUUCGAACAUUACAUUCGAUGAAAGUGGUUAUUUCUUAUUGUACGCCACACUUUUUGGCAUAAAAGUUAUAAACAUUCACACGAAUAGGUGUGUUCGUAUUAUUGGUAAGAACGAGAAUGUACGCUUUCUUAGUUUAGCGUUAUACCAAGGAAAACCUAGUCAGGGAAAAGCAGCUGCAACACUGGUAAGUUAUGUAUACAAAUUAUAUACUCAUUAAUCGGACCUGCGGAUAUAUAUAAGCUCACAAUACGUCUGAAUUAUUAAUGAUAGUAAUAAUAAUAAAUGUUUUAAUAAAACGCUUUGCAGUUAUACAGACCUGAAUUACACGCUUAAACUAGCUAUGACAAUGAGCUUUUAGAUAUAUUACGAAUAUAAAAUUAUCUACUGAACAAUAUUAAAUAAAAUAGUAAAUAAAACCUGUGCAUGCAGUACUUUAAUCGAGUUUCAUGCCUGGUAUCUAGAUGUACAUGUACUAUUUAAAACACGAGCAGGCGCCGUGUUUUAUCAGAUAUAAAAUGCGAGAACGCAUCUCGAGUGUUUUAUAUCUGGUAAAGCAUGGACUGUGAAUGUUUUAAAUGGCUUAAAAAACUACCCAUCUGAUGAGUUCAUAGGCGAAGUCAUUUUAAAACUAAACGUCUGAGCCGUGAAAAUCAAAACUAAAGUUUAUGUAAAUUAAUGAACAUAAUUUCUAUCACAUAUAAAACCACCGUGAUUUUUUUUUCCUUUAGGAAACUGAAGCAGCCGACAACCCCUCAUUAAACAAGUCAACAACGGAUCCCACCAUAUUUUGCACAGCGAACAAAAAGAAUCGUUUUUAUAUAUUUACCAGAAGAGAUCCUGACCAGAGGUGUGCUGUCUUAUUAUUUUCUUUUUGUGGUAUAAUAUUUCCUCUGCAUGUUUGCUUAUUUCGUUUCUCGCUGUCGUUUUCCUUUGCUUGUCUGGAGUUUGUCUACAUGGCAGUUGUAGUAAUGUUGUUUAUUCAGAAAACGGUAUGGGAUUAAUUCCAAACUUAUCUUGCCAAGAUAGCUUAUAAUAAACUAAACCUUUGUGCCACGAUAUUUUGUUUACAUGCCCAAGAGUGCCCAUAAAGUAAUGGCGUGAUGUCGAGGUCGACAACUUAAUCUAUUCUAAAUGAGCAUGCGCAGUUUUCGUUACCAACCAGCAAAUUCCCAGUUAAAAUCAUUGUACUGUAUUUAUCGUGGCGAAAUAUCUCAUUCUAGAUCACACAUUGUUUCUGUUAUGUAGUGCUGAAGGGGAUAGAGAUGUUUUUAAUGAAAAGCCGUCAAGAGAAGAAAUCUAUGCUGCUACGGAGGUUGGUUUUUUGCUUUCACGUAUUAAGUUAGUGGAUUAGUCCAUGCAUUAAUAAAAUUUAUCAACUCUCUAUAGGUGCAGAUGAGAGAUUAAGUCAUAAAUAUAUCAACUUCGUUCAUCAAAUAGGAAUUCAAUGCAUUGUGGGAAACAACUGGGGGAUUUACUAACCCUCGAUUUUUAUGAGGCGUAUGCACCUCCGAGGUUUACUAGAACAGUAUAGAUUUUCAAUUAGAACAGUAAAUUUUUACUAAGUUUGCGCAGGUGCCUUGCAUGGUUCUUCGAGUCCCGUUUGCGCCUCGCCCAUUUAGGGUCUCCGAAUAAUUAGACUUUAUAAUUAGACUUUGUACAUAUACUGUAGUGGACCCUAAUAAAGACAAUAAUAAUAAUAAUAACUUCAUUUCAUUAUAACGUGCACUAUUUUAGUGAAAUAUUUAAUAUUUUUUUGUUGUUAAAUUAAUGUGGGCUGUGAUAAAUUUGAACUCUCUUUAUGAAAAAUCUUGAAUAGUGAUAUAUGUUACAUCUUGAUCAUCACAAUAGUUUUUCGUCGUAUUUACAUUCCAAGCUUAUAGAUGCACGAUCUUGGGCAGAUUUUUACUUCAUCGUUUUGUUAACUAUAGAUUAGUCAGCUUGAAGCAUCGACGUAUACGUCGGGCAAUGUUACUUAAAUUUGCACUUAACAUUUUUUUGCAUUUUUGCAUCAACAAUUUCCCUAAAUCAUUUGCGUUAUACAGUGCUUAGAGUACAUUCGUGUAGUAUAUAUUUAUAUAUAGUUUGGAAAAACUAUGCAUUCUUUUUUUAGUCAAGUGGAGGGUUGGAUCGUGUUGCUGAGAGCGCUGUUAUUCAUACAACUAUGGGUGAUAUCCAAGUUAAGCUCUUUGUCAAAGAGUAAGUAUAGUUAUAUAGUAAUAAUGGUCAGCUUAAUUUAACAGAUCACAGUACAGAAACUGCAUUACACAAUAAUAAAAUUGUUUAUGGUUAUAAAUUAUUACAGUAGUGUCACCUCAAGGGAUCGCUGAUUCAUGCUAUAGAUUAUUUUCUUUGUUUUAUAUACUGUACGACUUUGGAUGAUCUGGAGGCUUACUGUGCCCAGGUUUAUGAUCAAAUUAAAAUAAUAAACAAUUAUUGGAUGAGGCCGAGCAUGACAUCAAGAAUUAUUCAGACCGAGGUCAAUGGUAUCUGCCGAAGCGAAGCUGAGGCGGAUAACAUUGACCGAGGUCUGAAUAAUUCUUGAUGUCAUGCGAAAGCCAAAUCUAAUAAUUGUUUUAUUAUACAUUUAAUUAAAGACAUCAGAAACGAUUAAACGAAGUUCAUUAAUGUUUCUAUUGUGAGCCAUUUUGUUUAUUUUAUUUUCGGGCGCUUUUGGGUUCGAGUUGUUGGCGGGGCUUGGGCAAGACAGCGUCCAAUAAUUUCUUUUUUGCAUGCAAGUCCGAUCCAAAAAAACUAUUGUUGGACGCUGAGCACGUCAGCAGCUGAAAUUGUCAAUGACAAGAAACAUUGUUUUAAUGUGUUCAAGGCAAGCAAGCAUGCAUGCAGAACCAUACGCGUCUUUGUGAUCAAUUUUAAGAGUGAUUUUCUGACAUUACUUUUCAAUUCGUACCUAUAAAAACUGUGAAUAAUUUUUAUUUCAUCUUUCUCUUCCGUUCGUGAAAAUAAAUAAGAGCUCAGUAGAGUUCAGAGUUGUUUAUUUAGAGCUCAGAGUUGUUUAUUCAGAUUUUGUGUUUAAAUUUCUGCACUCGCGUGAGCGUGCGGAAUGGACGUGGGCUCGUAUUCGUGCCGAUUAAUCUUUAAUCGGCGCAUCUGUGCGAUUAAUGUAUCAUAGGCGCAGUUUUUAACCAAUCGGAAUUGAGUAAAUUGACAAAAAUUAUAUUAUUAAAACAAUUAUCAAAUACCAAACUUAAUCAAAAGCAGUACAUAGCCAGUGCCUAUAUUUCAAUUGUAUUAUAAUAACGCUUUUACUGCAAUAUUUUAAUUUUGAAUUGAUAUUACACAUUUUAUGGCAAAUCCAAGAAAGAUUUGAUCAUGGAAAUGGAAUAUUGCAUUGUAAUAUCAAUUGGCCUAUUUUCAUGUCUUAGGUGCCCGAAGACAGUAGAGAAUUUCGUCGUGCACAGUCGAAAUGCUUAUUACAAUGGUCACAUAUUUCAUCGUGUUAUAAAACAGUUCAUGAUCCAGACAGGAGAUCCAUUGGGUAUGUAUUUUUUCGAACUAAUGCAUGUAUUGUCAAGAAGGUUUACAUUGCGUAUGUGAUGUGAUUUGUGUAAUGAUUACUGUUUGUUCUUACAUGCAUGCAUACGAAUACGAUUUUUGGUUUACAGGAGUCUCAUGCACAUGAUAUACACGCUCUCAUUGAGAUAGGAAUGUUCGGUAUGAGAAAUUUCCGGUAUCGGUAUACCGAAAAAAUUAUACCGAUAUUAUCGGUAUACCGGUUUUCCUUUGAUAAUUAUAAAGGAAAAUUAUUUAAUGGAAGUUUGAAGGAAAUUUUGAGUAAUUCUAAAAGGGAAAACGAUAAUUUCGAAGCUGUUUCGAACAUGUUUCAAACGACAUGCACGUACUCAGUGUAAAAUCUCAUUGAAGUGGAAACUCUAAAUCAUUGCAGUAGAAAGUUCUUUGAAUUGCCAUUCAGUAGUAAAAUAAAGGUUAUGGUUUCGCCAUAUAGUUGGUAAAUUUAACACGGUAUACCGAAAAAUUCCGGUAUAUCCGAAAUUUCGGUAUAUCGGUAUGGUUGAAUAUCCGAUAUCGAUACACCGAUAUUGAUUUAAUACCGAUAUUUUCGGUAUAUUGGUAUACCGAACAGUCCUACAUUGAGAGCAAUAGUUGUUUUUGACAUUUUGGCGCGGUCACUAAUUCAAUAUCAGAAACGUCAACGGAGUCACGUUGCGGCCAUUUAUGCAAUAGUAUGUCGUUAAAAAUACAUAUUUAUUCGAUUCGUCAAAUAAUUGCUGUUGUCUUCCAUUGGGAAAUAAAAUUCAUUUACAUUAAUUGCACACUUUGAGAUUUAUGCCUAGAGAUACACUGUAAAUUUUAAGGAGUUGAAUCAACUCUAAAAGUGUCAUUCUGUCACCGUUGUUCGUGACAGAAUAACUCUUUUGGACUUGAUUCAACUCCUUAAAAUUUACAGUGUAUUAAAUGAAAACGUGCUCAAAUCACACCCAAACUAACACAUAAAGAUAAUUUAUGUACAUGUUGUAGUAGAGCUAAACGAAUUUUAUUCGGAUUACAGAUUUUUGGAAUCCAUUAGAAUUCAUCUCUCUAAAUCUAUUAUUUCAAAAUGGAUACCCGUUAUCCCAGUUUUAUUUUGGUAUGUUUUGUAGGCGAUGGUACUGGUGGUGAGUCGAUCUGGGGUGGAGAAUUUGAAGACGAGCUUCAUCAUAACUUGCGUCAUGAUCGUCCUUAUACCCUAAGUAUGGCGAACGCAGGUCCAAAUACGAAUGGUUCUCAGUUCUUCAUUACAAUCGUCCCUGCGGUAGGUUUUGGAAUUACAAGAUGUUUUGUUAUACUACGUUUGUUUCUCUGUGUUAGCUUUAACGAAAGUUUCAGGGUUUAUUUGGGUGGAAUAUUUAUCAUGUCAUUACUCAAUGUCAGUGAUGUCAAGUAACGAAGUAAAUGUACUUCGUUACUGUACUUGAGUACUAUUUUUGAGAAGUGAGCAUGUAACAAAGUACUUUUGGAGUACUUUUACUUGGAACGAAGUCAGUUUAAGAAGUAACGUUUUACUUCGUUAUUAUUUUCAUUUUGUUACUUUCUAACUUUUGUUUAAUUUUACGUUAAUGACUCAAGUUGUUGAUUUUUUCCUCCACUUUGUUGACAAACACAAUAUUAAACACGAUUAUUUAUUUUUGUGGGAGAGGGGUUCGGGGUUGUGAAGAGUCCAUUUACAGUAUAUGACAAGCAUCAUGCCUACUCAUAUGUCACACUAGGAUGGUGCCAAUUAGGAUGGGCUGUGUUAUGCCCUGUGAUUGGUCAAAGCACAGAACAGAGUCAUACAAGGUUUUCAAUUGGUUCACAGUAUGUUUCACGGUUUGUUCACGUGAAUGUGUGCUAGCUGGCAGAAAAUGAUCUUUGACCUAUCUGUCAAAAUCUUUGACCAAACUGUCAAAGAUUAGGUUGAUAUAAACCAUAUCUACCUCCUCAUCUUACCAUCACACCUUGCCUCAUUAACUUAAAUUUAUAUAGGCUAUAAAUUUGCUUGAUUUAUUUCAUAUUUAUUUUAAUUUCGGGAUGCGUGAUACGACCUCUACAUGCGUCUGGGAUCUCUCGUUUGUGACUUACUUAUAAGCAUUAUUUAUUUAAUGGAUUUCUUAUAUCUUCAACUGUCUGGAAAGUAGACCAUGCCGUGAAAUAUUGUAUAUUCGGUGCACGCAUAUAAUGCGUGUGCUGUUUUGUGUCUUUUGUAUGUCAAUCCAUUGGAGAAGUCCCCCUCCACCUCUACACGCUACAGACAAUAGUACUUUUACUUUGUACUUCAAGUAUUUUUUAAGGAUACUUUCUACUUUUUACUUAAGUACGUUUUGCUUCCAGUACUUUUUACUCAUACUCAAGUAGUUUUAUUGUUAAUUACUUCUACUUUUACUCGAGUACAAAUUCAAAGUAAUUUAGGCACCACUGCUCAAUGUAUUGCUUCGCCUAUUUGAUUGAUCGAAAUAACCGAGCAUUUGUCUUCAAAAAUCACUUAAAGUGGUGAUACUAUUUUUCCAACUUGUCCAUGUUAGUUGUCCAAAUUAGCUAAAGUUAUUUCAGUAUUUUUCUGUAUAAAACUGAUUGUUUGUUUGGUAUACCGAUCAUGAAUAUUUGUUUGCAUUAGUGAAAACGAUGCAAAAACGACAUGAAUGCACUAUACUGUAUAUAUACUGUAGUUGCAAAAUUAUUCAUCCUUUUAAAAAGUGGCUAAUUGUUUUAAAAAGUCUCUAAUUGUUUUAAAAAGAUGCCGUUCAUAUUGUGCCCUGUAACACAGUCCACGCUGGUUUCUUUAAAUUUUUGUACUUUUGCUUCUAGCCGUGGCUCGACAACAAACACACUGUAUUUGGUCGUGUUGUGAAGGGAAUGGAUGUAGUUCAAGAAAUAAGCAACGUAUCAACUAAUCCAAGGGACGAUAAACCAUAUGAGGAGGUGAAAGUGAUAAAUAUUACUCUCAAGUAGGCUCAGGUAUUACUCUCAAGUAGCUGAAAACCGAUUGCGUCGUUACAAUAUUAGUACAAUAUUAAUCCGCUUCAAUAUUUCACGCCCGUCUGGGUAAGAACCCUUAGUAUAUAUGCAUGACAAACACUUGUUUAUGCAGCGACAUUAUUUGGAAGAUAAUGCCAAGCCCCUAAUUAUACACUCUUUUUAUAAUAACCCGUAGUCGUGCCAGUGCUAUGAAUUUUAUUACACUUUGUCUUCCAUGUAAAUAUACAUAAAUAUACUGUACAUACAGUGCUAUGAAUUUUAUUAUACUUUGUCUACAUGUAGAUACAUAAUUGUGAAAUCGUAUUCUCCAGGAUCGUAUUUCACACAAUAUUGUAUAAUUAUCUUUUUCCAACCAAAUUAAACAGUCGUAUUCCAAAAAGAAACACCUUCACUUGUAUGCUUAUUGCUUGAGGCAAAUUUUCGUUAUAUUUCGACUUGUUUCAAAUCUUCAUUAAACUGAGAAUGCCAUCAACCCCGAACACGCUGAGCGAUUCAUGUACCCUGCAUAGCGGCUCACAUGGGAGGGGAGGGGACGGAAAGGGGGGGGGGGAAGAGAGCACGCAUGAUAUCCACUGUUUUGCCAUUCCCGCCCACUUACUUAGCUGUGGGCUACGCCCACUUUCAACAGUUGUCAAAAUUGGCCAAUUACAAAGAUUGUUCACGUUCAUUUAAUUUAAUUUUAAGGUUAUUGACAUCCCCAAAACGGGUUUUUCAAUCACAAUUUACAGUUAUUAUGUACAAUUAAAAUUAUUCACAAAUUGUCUAUUCUAUAUUAAAAUUGUCAACUAAUUAUUGGUUACCAAGAUUAAAAUCUAAAUUCUAUAUUUCCAUCAAAAAGUCCUGCUUUUAAUUUAGAUUUAAAUUGUUGAUAUCAACAAUGGAUUUUAAUUCUUCGUACAAUGUGUUCCAGAUUUUGGUUCCUCUGUAUUUGAAUGUUCUUUGGCCGGUCGCGGUUCGAUACUUUGGAAUUUCAAGUUCAUUUUGGCUUCGUGUAGCGCGAUCAUGGAUUUGAUUUCUUUUUAUGAACUUGUGACCUAAGUACGGGGGUGCUUAACUAUGUAUGCAUUUGUAAGUGAGGACAGCAUCUCUGUUUUGUAGAUGCUCUUUCAUUGGUGACCAACCGAUUUUUUUUUUAAUAAAGGAGAUACAUAUUUACCGACAUUUCCUGAAAUAACCCUGACUGCAUUAUUCUGAAUUAGCUGGAUUUUCUUAAUGUUCUUUUCAGAU